GGCUGGCGGCGGGGCCGGGCGGGCGGCGGCGCUGCUCGGGCGUCACAGCGCCGGGCGGCGGCGGGGAGAUGCGGCUCCUGGCGCUGGCGGCGGCCGUGCUGCUGGCGCGGGCUCCGGCCCCGGAGGUGUGUGGGGCCCUCAAUGUCACCGUGUCCCCGGGGCCUGUGGUUGACUACCUGGAGGGGGAAAAUGCCACUCUUCUCUGCCACGUCUCCCAGAAGAGACGGAAGGACAGCUUGCUGGCCGUGCGCUGGUUCUUUGCACGCCCCAACUCCCAGGAGGCCUUGAUGGUUAAGAUGACCAAGCUCCGGGUGGUGCAGUACUAUGGGAAUUAUAGCCGCAGUGCCUUCCGGCAGAGGCUGUGCCUCCUCGAGGAGAGACGUGGGGCACUCUAUACACUCUCUGUUUUGACCCUUCGGCCAGCGGAUCAAGGGCAUUACGUGUGCAAAGUCCAGGAAAUCAGCAAGCACAGAAAUAAGUGGACCGCCUGGUCCAAUGGCUCCUCAGCGACGGAGAUGAGAGUGAUUUCCCUCAAAGCGUCUGAAGAGUCAUCCUUUGAGAAAAAGAAAGAGACCUGGGCAUUUUUUGAAGAUAUCUACAUAUAUGCCGUGCUCGUGUGCUGUGUGGGGAUUCUCAGCGUCCUACUCUUCACCCUGACCAUCAUCUGGCAGUCUGUGUUUAGCAAGAGGAAAUCCAGAGUGAGACAUUAUUUGGUGAAAUGUCCUCAGAACAGUUCAGGGGAGACCGUUACCAGUGUGACCAGCUUGGCCCCGCUGCAACCCAAGAAAGGCAAGAGGCGGAAGGAGAAGGCUGACAUUCCUCCUGCAGUCCCUGCCAAAGCCCCCAUAGCCGCCACGUUCCAUAAACCGAAGCUGCUGAAACCGCAGAGGAAAGUCACGCUGCCAAAGAUUGCUGAGGAGAACCUGACCUACGCCGAGCUGGAGCUGGUCAAACCCCACCGGGCCGCCAAAGGCCUCCCCACCAGCACCGUCUACGCCCAGAUCCUCUUUGAAGAGAACAAGUUGUAAUGCUGUGCCCUCUUCUGUGGUCCUAUUUAAUACCUGCCAUCCCGGUUAUUUAUGACACUUUGGAAACAAAGUCCUUAUUUUUGUCUUUUCACUCGUGCCUUCUGCGUGGCAGAGAGACCCUUCCCAACAGCGCUCCAGGUGCCUCCGAGGAGAGGUGUGAGGCACGAGGUACGAGGCUCCUCUCCACAAAAGAUUAGGGGCCACAGACCUUGGACAAACCUCCCAGGACAAGAUUUUCUGAGUCUGAGCCCUGAGAAGUGUGGACUCUGAUUCUGAGAGUACCCAAGGAGAUUUUUCUGCUGAGCCAAACCCCUUCGUGUUUUCUUCUUCUUUCUUUGGGUUUUAAUCUUUUAAAAAUCUUAUUUUAAUCUUCUGUUCUUCCUGUAUUUGUGAUAUCAAGCUCAUAGCAUAUAGCUAGAAGAAAUACCAUUAUAGGCCAAAGUGUGUGAGAUGGCAGAUAUGUACUAGUUGGUUUUCAGAAGGUCACAGAACGUUCCUAAGGCACCUAGAGCAGAGCAGACUGCUUAUUGCAAACGGUCACUCAAGGUAGCAUCUCUUGUUUUAAACAGAUGCACUGACCCUGGUGACUUAAGGGCGGAGAGGCAGACUGUGGGGCUAACAGUCAGCCGUCUGUAAAUACCCCAGUGCCCGUCUCCCAGCUGUGAUCGCCCAAGGCCACAGGGCGAGUAGCACACCCUAUUUUAAAGGGCUUCCAUAACCCUCAUCAGGGUGCACCUAUAUUGGUAUAGAAACUUACAUCCUCCCAGCAGUCCUACUCUUCUCCAAAGGAGCAAGGGAGGGACUUAGCCAUCCAUUGACACACUGGAGGAAGCGGGCCCCUCGGAACUGUGUCGAGGUUACCAGCUCUAAAUUGAACGUCCACUCGUAUGUGGGCAAAGUUUUGUGCCUGGUUCCCCUAGUGGAGGAAAGUAAGAAGUGCAAGCCGAGUUGGGAAAAUGUGUUUUAAAGACCCUACUCUUGGAACGUGCCUUGUCCAACUCAACUUCAUGGGUGAUUUCUAAUGUGUUUGGGUUGGGGUCAGGCAGGGGUGCAUGGUAUACACAUCUGUGUGGAAGUUUCUCUGCAGGACUGGUACAACACCCAGAAACUCACUGGAGAUGGAAACGUUCUAGAAGAGAGCCAUCCUGUCACACUUCUUGGGUGGGUGUGCUCUGGGCGGUUAUUCACUGCGCACUGCAGACAUUGUUUGGCUUUGUAACGGAUCAUGUAUAUAUGGUAAAUUAUAUAUUUUAAACACAA
This is a messenger RNA of Leopardus geoffroyi (Geoffroy's cat), 2288 nucleotides long. It is a transcript of the gene VSTM4, whose product is annotated as V-set and transmembrane domain containing 4. The coding region runs from base 69 to 1028 and encodes 319 amino acids. The record is from RefSeq and is a predicted model, not a curated record. NCBI's taxonomy places the organism in Eukaryota, Metazoa, Chordata, Mammalia, Carnivora, Felidae. The transcript has 8 exons.